AUGGAUCUCUUUCAAGAGAAAAUUGGGCCAGUUUCUGUCGCAGUUGGUGUAAAUCAUUGGAUGCACUACACAGACGGUAUUUUUAACAAAACAGAUUGCGGACCACAUUCACAUGCAGUUGUUGCUGUAGGAUAUACUGAUGAAUACAUUCUCCUUAAAAAUUCAUGGGGGAGCAGUUGGGGAGAAAAUGGAUACAUAAGAAUAGCCAGAGGCAGUAACAUCUGUGGAACUAACGACUACGGUUUUUAUCCAAUUUUAUAA
Messenger RNA from Diabrotica balteata, 261 nucleotides. The record is from the annotation of a GenBank genome assembly. Lineage: Eukaryota; Metazoa; Arthropoda; Insecta; Coleoptera; Chrysomelidae.